Messenger RNA from Mytilus trossulus (common blue mussel), 1056 nucleotides. RefSeq names its product putative ankyrin repeat protein RF_0381. The transcript is spliced from 2 exons. Lineage: Eukaryota; Metazoa; Mollusca; Bivalvia; Mytilida; Mytilidae. The record is from RefSeq and is a predicted model, not a curated record. Bases 1 to 1056 code for a protein of 351 amino acids. Gene Ontology annotation, molecular function: protein binding.
AUGACAAAAAUAGAGCGUAAAUGGGUUCUUGGUAGAGAUUAUUUUAACCAACACUUAGUUAAGUCCUUUUUUCCUCUUGCUGUUCUGGGUGGUAGCUUUGAUAUAGUAAACGAAUUAAUUUGUUCUGGUGCAGAUGUUAACUGCUUUUCCGAAUUUGGGGAAACCCCUUUAUAUAUAGCAGUUAAGUCAGGUUGUUGUAAAAUAAUGCGCUUACUGAUGGAAAAUGGGGCACACGUAAACUUAAGAAGAUGGUUUACAAUGAAUAUACCAAUUUUGGCCGCUUCAAAUAAACCCGAAUUAAUCAGUUUGAUCCUGGAAUAUGACUUGAACCAGACAGAGCUUCAUAAAGCAGUCCGACGUGACGACUUAGAAAGUUUGAGAUCAAAACUUCGGUCAGAAGAUAUUGAUUGGAAAACAAAAAGCGGAUGGACAGUCCUCCAUUUCGCUGUACUGUUAAAUAAUUUACAAGCUGUAGAGGUUUUAUUCCAUGAAGAAUUGGUUCAAAACUGUUAUUCAUAUUUUGACUUGAAGCAAGUUCACAGAGUAAAAGUUAGCACCGCUGACAAUAACGGACUUACUGCUGUCCAUCUAGCAGUUAUAAACAAUAAUAUCGAUAUAUUAUCUAUUCUGCUACGUAAUAAAGCUGAGGUAAAGAUUCGUGAUGAUUUCGAUAGAACACCUUUACAUUACACAACGAGUGGAAUUGCAACAAGAAUGUUGGUAACCCAGAUCACUCGGAAACAGUGUUUAGAGAAUACUCGACUCCAAGAGAAGGGAAAAAAGUUUAAUAAAACAUCGAUGUCAGCUUUCAGGGCCACGUGUUUUAAUAUCACGCUACAUACUGCUUUGAGGAAUAUGUGUCGUGACUUUGUAAACAUGCCAGACAAAGAGGGUAAUACAGCCUUACAUUCUGUUAUAAAGAGUAACAUUUUAAAAGAGGAAAGCCAUAGCUGUAUAGACACUUUGUUUGAGAAUGGGGCUAAUCCUUUUUUAGUUAAUAACGAUGUCAUUUCAUCAUAUGGGUUAAUUCAAAGUAGUUUUGAUACAAUUUGGUAA